Messenger RNA from Scutellospora calospora, 450 nucleotides. NCBI's taxonomy places the organism in Eukaryota, Fungi, Glomeromycota, Glomeromycetes, Diversisporales, Gigasporaceae. The record is from the annotation of a GenBank genome assembly.
AUGGCUUCUACUUCCUCGGACACUGUAUCGCCGGUAUCUUCACUUAGUUAUAAUAGACCGGCCGCGUCUUGUAAUUCUCCGCCACGGGUUAGCCUGAAAACGUCGAUGACUCACCCCAUCAACAUCAGCUGGAUCGUUCCUGAGGAGCUGAUUGAAGGUCUUUCUUUGGACCCUCUUUCUGCGUCGAUAGACCUUUUUGACGUAUAUACCACUGCGUCUCUUUACCACCAUUAUUAUGAAGCUGUUAGAAAUACCUUUCAAGCUUCACAAAAACGCGGCUCUCGUACGUAUCAUCGUCCGAAUUUAAUAGGUAACCUGGCUCUAAGUUCAUGUCCUGGUAAAAAAGUUCGACUUAGUGGUCCAGUAAGAGGAAGGGCAACGAUUAAUCGUGAUUUGGAUCUGGAUUUUCAAAGAUUAAAAUCUUCGGACAUAUCUAUGAUUAUAUGGUAU